Camelina sativa (false flax) is the source of this 1090-nucleotide messenger RNA. RefSeq names its product ran-binding protein 1 homolog b. Gene Ontology annotation, cellular component: cytoplasm; nuclear pore. The record is from RefSeq and is a predicted model, not a curated record. Gene Ontology annotation, biological process: nucleocytoplasmic transport. Gene Ontology annotation, molecular function: GTPase activator activity. NCBI's taxonomy places the organism in Eukaryota, Viridiplantae, Streptophyta, Magnoliopsida, Brassicales, Brassicaceae.
AAAAAUCCCAUUUGCCUUUCUACAAAUCUCCCCAAAAAUCCUCUCCUUCAAUCUCUCCACAACACUACAAUCCAACAACUGAACCAAACCAAACUACAGCGAAGCUUGCUUUUGAUUUUGCGAUACGAUGGCGAGCAUUAUUAGCAACGAGCCAGAGCGUGAGCACAGAGACGAGGAAGAGUCAGGAGCCAACGAAGAUGAAGACACCGGUGCUCAGGUUGCUCCGAUCGUCAGGCUCGAAGAAGUAGCUGUCACCACCGGUGAAGAAGACGAAGACACCCUCCUCGAUCUGAAAUCGAAAAUGUAUCGGUUCGAUAAAGAUGGGAGUCAGUGGAAGGAGAGAGGAGCUGGUACUGUUAAGUUCUUAAAACACAGAGAGUCUGGAAAGAUUCGUCUCGUUAUGAGGCAAUCGAAAACUCUCAAGAUCUGUGCUAAUCAUCUAGUUACAUCGGGCAUGAGUGUUCAGGAACACGCUGGGAAUGAUAAGUCUUGUGUAUGGCACGCUCGUGAUUUCUCUGAUGGGGAAUUGAAAGAUGAGCUUUUCUGCAUCCGGUUUGCGUCAGUUGAGAACUGCAAAGCAUUUAUGCAAAAGUUCAAGGAAGUAGCUGAAUCUGAAGAAGAGAAAGAAGAGAGCAAAGACGCUUCUGACGCUGCUGGUCUUCUUGAGAAAUUAACAGUGGAAGAGAAAGAAACUAAAGAGAAAGCAGUGGAGAAAACAGAGGAGAAGGAGGAAAACAAAAAGAGUGAAGCUGUUGAAGAAAAGAAAACGGAGUGAGUCUGUUCCGUCGACUUAAGAUGCAUGCAUCGAGGGAAGACUUGGCUUUUAUUUUAAAACUGAUACAUGUUUUGAGUCGUGUUGAGAGUUCUAUAUAUAUGUUAGUGUCACAAAAAAAGUGUCACAGGUGACAUUUGCAUAUUGCGAGAUUGAUUUGGGGGUUGUUUGGGUUUUCAUUAUCUGGAAAAGAAAGAAAAGAAAAAAGAGUAUAUUUUAAAGCUCUCAUGAUUUUUUUUGGGAAACAGUUUGGAAUCAGAAGUGGUUCCAUUUUGAUUUUUACAAGUUUAUAUAUGCAGUGGAUGAUUUCGUGUGCUU